ACUGUAAACGUUGCGCGUGUGUGUCAGGUUUCCAAACAUCGGAAACACCUGCUACAUGAACUCCUGCCUGCAGAGCCUCCUCAACAUUGAGGAGUUCAUAAGAGACAUCAGGCGUCAGGGGGUUUUGUGGAGCACAGAUCCAGAAGCUCAGCUCUUAAGAAGGCUUAUUGAUGUCAGGGACUGUCAUGAGUCAACAGAUUAUGGCCUUAAAGAUCACCACCUAAGAGCUUUUAAGAAGGCAUUCAGCAUCAAGCUCCUGAAUACACCGGCAGUGCACAGAAAGACGCUCAUGAAUUCCUAACAUUGUUCCUCGAUGAGGUCAAAAGGCUCACACCUCACCUGGAGAGGAACGCAGCUCUCCUGGGCCAAAGUUAUACCUGCCCAGUAGAAGAGCAUCACAUUUUUAAAAUGGAAAACAUGAGGACAUGCAAGAGCUGUGGUCACCAAUCAUCACAGCAAGAGGAAUUCACCAGCUUGUCUCUUGACCUUGUUCCAGAGGGGUCUAUUAUAAACAUGUUAGAGACAUACUUGAAGGAACAAGAAAUAGAAUUUCGCUGUGAUUGUGGAGGGACGGCCUCAGAACUGAAGUCGUCUUUUGAUACACUGCCAAGAGUUCUGAUCUUGCAUCUGAAGAGGUUUGGCUUUACACAAACCUACAAGAUUAAGAAGGUGGAUGACCCCGUCAGGCUGCAGAGGGACUUGGUGGUGCCAUCCAAUCAGGGUGGUGGCUGUUAUAGUCUUGUCAGCAUCAUCAUCAUUAUGGAGGCACAGAGUCAGGACACUACAUCUGUAGUUCUGUCCAUCCUGAGGAGAGUCAGCACUCUACAUCAGAUCGCUGGCUCACCUAUAAUGACGCACAGGUGCUCCACACAACUGGAUCUGCAGUUUGUGAGGAACAGCAGCACUCGGCCUACAUGCUGUUUUACAAGAGAAACUUCUGAAACAGGAAAUGGAAGGAAGGAAGAAGGUCAUCAUCAUGCUGAGAAGGAAAAGACAGUCGUCCCAGCCCACCAUCGCACACUGGAGGACAAGUAUAGGUAAGUAUUGCCCUCAGGAGGAAGGGUCCUCCCAGAGAGCCUGGUCCUCCCAAGAUUUCUUCCUCCAGGAGGGAGUUUUUUCUUGCCACCGUCGCCCCACAUUCACUGGUCUCAUCAGCAGGGACAUUUUUAACAUCCUAAGACCUGAACUCUUUCAUGGCAUGCAUUUUUAAUUUCUCUGUGCCAUUUGGGUUGAUUGGGACCUGAUGAAUGUAAAACAAAGACAUCAGAUUCGGACUAUCUUUUUUUUGUUUCUCAAAAGAAUGAGAUCCACAUAUGAGGACAUUCAUUUUAAAUUUCGAUUGAACAGUGGCAGUGUAAUGUCCUCCCUCAUAAGUGGAUAUCAGGUUUUUGAAGAGCAAAAUUUUUAUUUUGGUCUAGACAACCCAAAAUGUUAUGUCUACAUAUGUGGACACCAGGUCCUAGGAGGUUAAAACAAAAUCUACUAGAGCACUCGUCCUUUUCUGACCAGUGUUUGGCUUGCUCUCUGGGAACAACAAAUUAGUGCUGUCAG
Messenger RNA from Haplochromis burtoni (Burton's mouthbrooder), 1551 nucleotides. Its product is annotated as ubiquitin carboxyl-terminal hydrolase 37-like. Bases 409 to 1041 code for a protein of 210 amino acids. Gene Ontology annotation, cellular component: nucleus; cytosol. NCBI's taxonomy places the organism in Eukaryota, Metazoa, Chordata, Actinopteri, Cichliformes, Cichlidae. The transcript has 9 exons. Gene Ontology annotation, molecular function: cysteine-type endopeptidase activity; cysteine-type deubiquitinase activity. The record is from RefSeq and is a predicted model, not a curated record. Gene Ontology annotation, biological process: protein deubiquitination.